AUACAACGGAACAUUGUUGAUGAGCACAACCCGUUGUCUUUCAAACCUUGUCUGUGCCUAUAGGCCAACGCUCGACCAAUCAGCGCAACUGACUGUGACGUAGUAAACGCGACAGAAAGCUGUGGGAGGGGACUGUAUGUAAACAAGUGAAGCAACUUCAGCAUGGCUACAGCCUGCCUGUCCAGUGAUGUAAGCAGCGCAGUGUAUUACUAUAGCGUUUUGAGAUGGAGUCGGACUUUUGUUGUCGUUUGUGCCUAAAAGACAUGCGAGUUGCCGGUGUACUACAACACUUUACAAAACUGUUCCAAAGUGCAACUAAAGCUUCGUCGGUUGCGGAAAGGUUGCAGAAAAUUGGAGUGAACGUCUCGAAUACACCGAGGAAGCCCAAUCGAGUCUGCCGAGCGUGUACAACGGUGUUAAACAGACUUGAAAGAGAUCUUCCUAUUUAUCGGAGGUGGAUUGCAAACGAGGUCGAAGAAGGUGCCUCCGCAGAAUCAACAGGUGCUGAAAAGCGAGCUCGGGAGCCUACUCCCUCGAAAACGCCGAGAGACUUGAAGAAGCUCCGCCACAGUACCGAAAAGCCAGAGGGAUCUGUCGCUGCUCGGCGGAAUAUAGCCGAGGCCCCAAUCAAAGGCUCAGUUGGUGACUCAAAGGAGGAGUUGAUAAGGAAAUAUUUGGUCAAAAGAAAAUGGAGGGCAGCAGCCAAGUUGAUCAUGUCACAUAAAGAUCUGGCUGAAGAAGUCAAAAUCCAAGUCCUGGCGAUGGUACAGAGUGAAUGCAAGACAUUAUGCAACCCAUGUGGCGACUUCAUGUUGUGGCGUUCAUCACCCGAAGACCUUAAAGUCUUCUCAUUUUCCAGCCUGGAAUCAGACCUCCUGCGUCUAUCACCAUUUCUGCUGUCUGUCUUUUCAACCAUCUCCAACAACUGUCGACCCGUCACCUGUGCUGCCAUCUCAAUAGCACUGAGGGGAAGAUCACCCCGGAUGUCAGCGUUUGCACACUACGUAAACAAUGUUCUACAUUAUGGUGGUGCCAAGAAGGCAGUCUUUAGCAGACUAAGUAAACUUGGCAUCACAACAACUCACAACAACUCCAUUGUAAAGCAGAAAGAGAUGGCAGGUACAUAUGCAGAUGGUCUGUUGGUGCUAAAGAGGCAGAAUGAAGCAUUCCUGGCAGAGCUUAACAGUACUGUCAGUCCAGGAGAGGAGAACCUUGACACGGUACUCAGUGAUGUCUUCGGAAGCAUGGAACAGCUACAGUUGUCAGAGACUGCAGAGGAGGCAGGUCCAAGCCACGCUGAAGGCCCGGUGCUGGACCAAGAUGUGAGGAUAAGCUCUCAGCCAUUUCCUGAACAACAAUCAACUCCACCACAUACAUACUCCAUUGUACUUGACAACUUGGACUUUUUCAUGCACGCACACCAUCAAUCAUCACGCCACAGCAACCAAUCCAUCCACUGGAUACACCAUACUGCUGUCCAGGAUCGAAUUCCCAUAUAUCAUCUGCCCAUUGACAAGCCGUGCGUGGAUCUUCUUCAGUAUGACUUGAGAGAGUCCCUCCCUGGACCCGACACACAACUUUUCAUGCGCAGAGAGUUCAUUGUCCUUGGCAGCCAAAUCCUCACCCAGUAUCUGGCAGCUUUCAGACCAUUUUCCAGAGUGGUACUGCGCCACAUCCCACACCAGUACUCUGAAGAAAUGUCACAGCCUUCAACAGAUUUCCCAUUAGGGCUCAUUUUCAAAAAUGAAAAUAAGACUUCUGACCUGUCCGAGGCACUCAGACACAUUCAGCAGAAGUAUGUUCCAAACUGCCCCGAGGGUGUCUCCUCAGUGUUGGUAGGAGGUGAUCGGCUCACUGAAGCCAACUGCAGAAAUAUACAGUGGUCUUUUGCAGAGGGACCUGAUGAAAAGGAUAUGAUGGGAAACAUGGUGUUCAUGUUCGAGGACUGGCACGCCAUUAGAGUACUGUUUGAAAUCCACUUCAAACUGUUCUUCAAUGUGACAUCUGGCAAGGACCAUGGGACACUAUGUGCCAACAUGACAAAGUUAAGCCACAAUGGACGAGUCUGGAUGCAUCAUGAACUUGUGCUUUCUGUUGUGGGGUUGGACAUGCACUUCUGCCAUCAUGAAAAGCAGAGUCAUCUCCAGGGAAGGGGUUCUAUGAAAUUAACAGGAUGGUGCAGCAAUGCCAAACAGGGUCCCCAUGGAGCCUUCAAUGCCUACAAACAUUUUGUCAUCACUGACACAACUGCUUUGUUCCUGGCGGCUGCCAUGGAGCAGUUUGGGCUUCAGGAUGUUGCAGAAAUCCCGGAUUCCUUUGUGCCGGACAACGUUGCGUCCGGAACACAAGAAAUGAAAAGAGACUGGCUCAGUGAGAAGACAGGCGAGGUGGUGGACAAGUUCAUCAUGUUUUGGGAUGAGCAUGUGGUCAGCGAAGUCCCUGAGAGGCCGAAGAAGCAGUAUCCAUGUAGAGCUCAGGGAUGUAAGCAGACCUACACAUACCACAAAUCAAGAGACAAACACGAGCUCAAAAAACACAACAUGGUUGUUUCGGACACACCAGCACCAGCACCAGCAUCCCAAAACGAUCACAAACAAGCACACAGCAUGGCAAGGCUGAGUUUCAGUUUUUUUCUGAUGGACAUGUUGGAUGCUGUCAAAGAAGGUGAUGGGGGCAGACUGAUGCGGCUUUACAAGGUUGCCCUCCUGUUCUACAAAGCACAUGGACACAGCCACUAUGCCUACAGCACUUUUCUUCUGACAGUACAGCUAAAUGCAGUUCUGAGUCCACGGAUGGCCCACAGCGUGACCUGGAACAGAUUCUGGAAUACCAGGGGAGGGAGAGGGGUCAACAUACCCCUUGAUCUACACUUGGAACACCUAAACAACUUCCUGAAGUCGUUUCUGAAGGGUCAGGGUCCUAAUCUGUCUGAGCGCUCUGCAAGCCGGAUCAGUCAGUCAUUGGGUGUCUUAAAAAACAUGAUGGAGAAGGUUGAUGAGGAGUUGAGCAUCAAAAGGCCAACUGGCACCCAUCGCGCCACUCAGGAAGCAGACGAUGUGCUGACUCUGGUCAGUGUGUUCACUGAGGGUCGGAUUUUUUCUGAUAUACCUGGACGCUUCUUUCAUGCCUUCCCUGGUUUCCACAAGAAUCCACUUGUCAAACUUCAAGACCAAGACAUAUGGCAGUGGAUGAAAGACAAACUGGAUGAGUGGAGCUGUUUAAGACUCUGAUGUGCAUACCACAGCAUGUUUAUUUCUAUUGUUCAUGAUACUAGUGCAUAAUGUCUUUCUUGUAAAUAUUGUAUAUAAUCUUUUCUUGUAAAUACUGUGCAAAGUUUCUUUCACACUUUUCUACUAGUCUAUAUAGUUUCAUUGUAUUGUAAUUUAAUUGU
Molecule: messenger RNA, 3391 nt
Organism: Engraulis encrasicolus (European anchovy)
Lineage: Eukaryota; Metazoa; Chordata; Actinopteri; Clupeiformes; Engraulidae
Exons: 9
Coding region: 225-3230 (1001 amino acids)
Source: RefSeq, a predicted model, not a curated record